Messenger RNA from Psilocybe cubensis, 753 nucleotides. RefSeq lists its product as uncharacterized. The transcript has 4 exons. Bases 1 to 753 code for a protein of 250 amino acids. Gene Ontology annotation, molecular function: ATP binding; protein kinase activity. The record is from RefSeq and is a predicted model, not a curated record. NCBI's taxonomy places the organism in Eukaryota, Fungi, Basidiomycota, Agaricomycetes, Agaricales, Agrocybaceae. Gene Ontology annotation, biological process: protein phosphorylation.
AUGAAUGGUGUACGCGACGUCGUUCUUCGUGUCAUAGUAACCUCUGGAGAAGGUCAGGGACAUUUACAAAUAUUAAAGCGUCUUUCUUCACCUCCAGAUAUUUUAAUGAGCAACAACCAUAUUUUGCCCAUACUAUAUGAGAUUAUCUUCCAGGACAUCAUUAUCUUGGCUGUUCCCAAGCUCAUUUUUAACCUGGAGGAUGCCUGUCGGCCUGACAAAUUCUCAAACUCGGUUGAAGACUUGUUGUACAUGGUUGUGCAGGCAUUCGAAGGUACUGCAUACCUUCAUCGAAACCUCAUCGCGCACCAGGAUCUUUUUUUAAACAAUUUUAUGGUCGAAUGGAUGCCUGGGUCGCUCGCUGAGAGGACUUCAAUGCUUCGACCACGAGUAUACAUCAUUGACUUUGAGGUGGCUGUCGAGUUUCCCGAGGACUCAGAAGAGGCCGAGAGACUGUGUGAUAAGUUUCCUUAUCCCCUCGACAUCUAUGCUCGGUACGUUGCUCCGGAACUGGAGACUAAUCAGGCAUACUGUCCUUUCCGACUGGACAUGUGGCAGUUGGGUAUGAAUCUGAAUAUGGCUGUUGAGACUGGAUUGGAAGAAAUUGACGCAAUAUGGCUAGGACUCUGUGCCCCAUCUCCUAAAGAUCGUUUGGAUGCUGAAAACGCCUUGAAGGCCCUUGAUGAGUAUCUUAGAAAAACACCCUCCUUAUAUCUCCAUAGAGAGCUACUGCCCCCCAAGGAUGAAGAUCUUUAG